Messenger RNA from Pyricularia grisea, 549 nucleotides. RefSeq lists its product as uncharacterized. Lineage: Eukaryota; Fungi; Ascomycota; Sordariomycetes; Magnaporthales; Pyriculariaceae. The transcript has 3 exons. The coding region runs from base 1 to 549 and encodes 182 amino acids. The record is from RefSeq and is a predicted model, not a curated record. Gene Ontology annotation, molecular function: protein binding.
AUGUCCGCCGCAACGCAGCCACUGCACCCAGCCCAAGCCUCCCUCUCGGCCCAUGCAACGUGGGCGUGGGCGGUCCUCCGCGGAGGCCAGCACGAGCGAGCCCUCGAGAUCGCCCGACAGCUGGUGGCGCGCACAGAAGACCGGCCAGAUCUGGGACUGCAGCUCCAGCAACACCAUUACGAAGCGCGCGGUUUGGCGUUUUUCAUCGUCUCCGUCGUGACCGGAGACCAGCUCGCCGCCGCCACUGCCGUCUACCAAUACCAGCAGAUUCCUGUUGGAUUGGCUUGGGGCCUUCACCACAAGGAGACGAUCGUUGGAUGGGCCGAGGAUAACUGGCGCAGUAUCCUUUACGACAGGGUCCGUGCCGACCUCCGACGGGCCCCUGAGCCCUUCCACCCAAGCGUCUACGAGAGGAGGCGGGCCGCGCACCGAGCCAGCGCACAAAGGGCGGCAUCCCAGGCCCAUACCAUGGUCCGUGGCAUGAUGUUGCGAAAAGGCUUGGACAGGUGGCUCCAGCAGUACCAGCAGUACCAGCAAUAUCGGAACUAG